AUGGAGACUUACUCAAUAGGCGCCCCACAGCUGACGGCGGCUUCCAGUAACGGCUCGCCCUCGGUGUCCAGCGACAGCCCAGGAACGGCGACCUCGUCUACCACUACCCCGAUGCACUCGGCGACCACUGAUGCCCGCCUGGGUCAGCAGCCAGCCGCACCUCCUUCGCGCGGCAAGCAUCUCAAAUGCGAUGGGAACACCCCUUGCUCGCGCUGUACCAGCUCCAACCAGGAGUGCCUCUAUGUGCCCUCUCGUCGCGGUUACAAGGGCCCGAGAAGGGGCACGGCGCACAAUCCGAACAAGCGUCAUGCAUCCUCUUCGCCUCCGUACCCAGGGGCCGAGGACGAUAACUGUCCCAUGCUACUGGGACAUGGGGGUGUGCCGCUCCCUGCACCGACGUUGGCGGGCUUCAACCCGGGCAUUGUGCUCCCGGACCAGUCUCCGGCUUCUUAUACGACUCCCUCCCCCAUGACCAACGUCCCCCUCUACCGGAACCCGUUCGCCCCAGGUAUGGAUCCCAACGCUCUAGCUCUGGCGACCACCACGCCGGCCGCGCUUCCGGUUCAGCCGCCGCCGCCCUCGCUGGCGGACCGGUGCUUUGAUGCCUUCUACCACUUCUUCCACGCGGGCCAUCCGUUUGUGCUGCCCAAGGACUACUUUAUCCGCAUGCUCAAGGAGGGGACAACCCCCAACCUUAACGUGGUCAUGGCCGCCAUGAAAUACAUCGGCUCGCUGUACGUCGAUGCCGGCCCCGCCAAGGCCACCUACCUAGACGAUGCCAUCCGCCUGUGCUACCAGCCCGGCACCCCCAAGGACGGCUACUUGGUCCAGGCCCUGCUGCUCAUCAUCGUCGGCCUGGACGGGCAGUGCAACCAGGCGCGAGCCCGGGAGCUGCUUGCCGACUGCGAGCAGUUCGCCUUGGAGAUCGAUCUCAACAAGCGUGACUUUGCCACCCUCCAUGGCCGCGGCAACCCCGUGCUCGAGGAGAGCUGGCGGCGGACCUGGUGGGACCUCUACGUCUGCGAUGGCAUGAUCGCCGGCGUCCACCGCGUGACCAAAUUCCUGCUCUUCAACAUCCAAGCGGACGUAGGCUUGCCAUGCGAGGAGACGGAGUAUCUCACAGGGCCGCAGCGCAUCCCCCAAACCCUCUACAUGGAGGACUUUGACGACCAGACUUUUUUGGAUGAUGAUCGCGAGUUCUCGUCCUUCACGUACCGCAUUGCGGCGGCGCGCAACCUCGGGCGCAUGAUGCACACGCCGCCCGUCAUGUUCCCCGACGACGCCGUCAUCGACCGCGUGCAAUCGCUGCUCACCAACUGGAGGAUGCACUUACCGGACAGCAAGCGCGACGACCUCAGCAAGAGCUGCCAGCUCGACGAGAUGAUGUUCCAGGCCCAUUUCAUCACGCAUGCCUGCACCCUCAUGCUCCACCAGCCCCUCUCCCAACUCGACACCACCCCCGUCCAAGCCGUCAACUCCUGCGCCCCCCACCGCCCCGUCCCGUCAGGCGACGUCUUCAACGCACACACACGCCACACGCUCACCGCAGCCUCGGAGAUCUCCAAGAUGAUCACGCAGGCGGUGCCCAUCACGCAGCACACGCAUUUCUUCACGUGCGUGAUCACGCUCUCGUCCAUUGUGCACCUGUCCAAGUGGGCGCUGUAUUUCGUCGACGACGAGGACCACCUGCGCCAGCAGAUCCGCCUCAACAUCGGCGCGCUCAACAAGCUGAGCAAGGUCUGGAAGGCCGCCGACACCGCCUGGGCCCAGGUCAAGGGCGUCGCCCAGGAAAUCUACCGCGAGAAGAAGGCCCAGCAGAUCUCGCCCGCUUUCUGGGUCGGCUUUACCCAGGAGCAGAUGAUGAGCAGUAUCAGUGCCGAUGAGGGGAUUAUGAGUAACCAAUGGUGUUACAACGGCCAAGGGAAACAGGCAACUGCGGCGCGGCAGCUAGCCCGGUCCGGUGUCUCACUCACCUUCGGGCGGAGAUCCCCCGUGGGUGUGUGGGUGGGUGGGUUGUGCAUAACUCCUUUCGCCGCUCUUGUUCCCCGGCCUGGGGCCCGGAGUGAAAGGGGGUGGGGUGGGGGCUAUGCGAAAUCCUCGCCAUCCUCGGCCCCCUCCGGCAGCGGCAAGACCACCCUGCUCAACCACCUCGCCACCCGCCCAACGCCCUCCGCGCUCUCCACCAGCGGCACCAUCCUCCUCAACGGCCACUCCGCCUCCAGCAGCAGCAGCAGCAGCAGCACCGCCCUCCGCUCCGUCACCCGCUUCGUCGAGCAGGACGACUCCCUCGUCGGCGCGCUCACCGUGCGCGAGACCCUCGCCUUCACCGCCCGCCUCUCCUCCUCCUCCUCUUCUUCUAGUGGCAGGGGCAACUCAUCACGGCAGGCGCGCGCCGCGCGCGUGGAGGGGCUGAUCGAUGCGUUUGGGCUAAGGGCGCAGGCGGAUACGUUGGUGGGCACGGCGCUGCGCGGGGGGAUCAGUGGUGGGCAGAAGACGCGGUUGGGUGCUGCGUAUCAGUUGGUGAGAAAGGGAGAGGGCCUCCCUAGGGUGUUGGUGCUGGAUGACCCGACGAGCGGGUUGAUUUCGUUGGCGGGGGGGGAGGUGUUGAUUGUCAUCGCGUCGAUUCAUCAGCCCAGCACGGCGACUUUCAACCUGUUUGAUAAGGUGCUGCUGAUGUCACAUGGCAAGACGCAUUACUUUGGGCCGGUGAAGGAUGUGGCAGGCCAUUACGAGUCGAUUGGGUAUCCCAUGCCCAUACACAUCAACCCGGCCGAGUUUCUCCUCGAGAUGGUCAACACGGAUUUUGCGCAGGACCGCGACUCGGCGACGCUGCGGCUGCAUGAAAUGCAGUCUGCUUGGGAUAACUCACGGGGAGGUAAGGAACUCACUGCUGCGGUAGCGGCUGUUGAGGAAAAGGGGUCGGGGGCUCUCGAGCUCGACAUAGCUGAAAUGAAGCCUGGUCUGCCGAGUGUGGUGUUGGCGCUGAUGCACCGGAGCUUCGUCAAGAGCUACCGUGAUGUGUAUGUGUUCCCACCUCCUGAUGGUGCCGGAUUACCGCUAACGUGCCAAAGUGGCUCUGCCUUCAUGUCGUUCAUGGCGUGCGCUUACAGCCCUGCCUACCUCGAGGAUUACAUGCAGUUCAUCAAGGAAAAGCGGAAUGGGCUCUACGGCUCGACCGCCAUGAUCAUCUCCAACUUCCUUAUUGGCAUCCCAUACCUUUUCAUCAUCGCCCUCGUCUUCUCGGCCAUUUCGUACUGGCUCUCCAACCUGCAACCCACAGCCCAAGCUUUCUUUACUUGGGUCCUCUGGGUGUUCUUGGAUCUGCUCGCAGCGGAGAGUUUGGUGGUGCUCCUGACGUCGCUGUUCCCGUCAUUUGUCAUCUCGCUCGCGCUGAUUGCCUUUGCCAACGGCCUGUGGAUGAGCGUCAACGGGUUCAUGGUACCGCCAACCGUGCUCAACGUGUUUUACAGAUACGUUUUCCACUACUGGGACUACCAGAAGUACGUGUUUGAGAAUAUGAUGGUGAACGAGUUUAGUGAGCGGGUGUACAGCUGUGCGAGCACGGCAACGGGAUGUCAAUGCAUGUGGCAGACGGACCUUGCGGACCAGUGCCUCAUCCGCGGGCAGGGCGUCCUUGACCAGUACGGCUACAAGCCAGGAUACAUGGGGAAGGAUAUCGGGAUCAUGAUGGGCAUUAUUGUCGGGUACCGUAUUGCAGCAUGGAUCGUGUUGAAGUUGAGGAAGUAUAUAGACACCGCCGCCAUCCACAUUCUCUCAGGCCUCCUCAACGACGGCAACAGCACAACCGCCCUCCAACAUCCCCAUCACCUACCAGCCCGAAACCUCAAACCAAAGCCCGCCCUCAUCCCGCCACCCUCCCAAAUCGCCCUCCUCACCACCCUCAUCAUCCACCCCUCCUUCACCUCCCGACCCCCCGAAAUAAGCAACACUCACGCCGCCUCGCACGCCCUCUCCUACCUGCGCGGCCUCCUCAGCACAGUAGGCGCCGUCAACGCCAACUUCCGCGCCGCCUUCCAAUUCGGCGACAACACCCCGACCACCACCAGCAGCACCACCACCCACAAAACCACCCGAACCAGCGGCGGCCCCCGCACCACCACCAGUAAUAAAAACGACCCCAACCCCGCCAGCGACUCCGAAGACGACAGCAGCAGCAGCGACACCGCUUUGAGCGGGCCGUUCGCGCGCUCGCAGCUGCUCUUCCGGCGCGCCCCCGACUUCUGGGCCGUGCUGGGCUGGGCGUUCCGGUGCGCGGCCGAGCAGCCGCGCCGGUGGCGCCACUGGCGCGUGUGGCUGGGGUUUGUGGUGGCCGUGCUGGAGGCAGAUUUGGAUGAGCGGCUUGCUAGGGAUGGGCGGGAGAAAAGAGAGGGAGAGGCGGGGGUUGGAGGUGGUGGGAGUGGGGGUGGUGGGAAAGGGAAGGGGAAGGGGAAGGGGGAGACGGUGAUGCCGCCGGCGUACCCGGCGCUGGCGCAGAGUUUGUUGGUGGGCUAUCUGCUGGCGCUGAAGCGCGAGCGUAGGAAUGCUCUGCGUGAGGUGCUGCGCGGGUUGUUUGCUUUCACGGAUGGGGAGAAUGCCGUGUCGGAUCGGGCCGUGUUUCGGGAGGUGUUUGAGAGGGAGACGGUGAUUGGGGCUGGUGGUGGUGCUAAGGGCAAGAGGAAGAGGGGGGAGGAUGUGGCGGUGGAUUUGGAGAAUGAUCAGUUUGGGGAUUAUCUGGACGGGGAUGAGUUCGAUGAAUCGGGCGGGGAGGAGGACGGGGUUGGGAGGGUGCCAACACUGAAGGAGAGGAAGAAGUCCGGGAGGAAACCGAAGGCGGAGGCGGCUGCGGCCUCGUUCGUCUUGACCGACGACAUCGCCGAGACGGUCUCGUUCCGGCUGCGCCUCUUCCGCCUCCUCUCGGCCGUGUCCUACUACCUCCCGGAGACCUUCGCGCGGGUCGACGAACUCUAUGAAAAAUUCGCCGACCACGUGCGGAGCCUCCCCCUGCCCAUGUUCCGCCUCUUCGUCGAGUCCCACCACGCGGACCUGCCCGACGACGUGCGCGUCUCCUUCCUGCGCAUGCUCAUCGAGGAGAUGCUGCCGCGGCACCACCCGGAGCCGGCCGACGUCGACCCGGAGAACGCCUCGGGCACGGGCGUCACCGUCCUCGUGCUGCAGGAGUGCUUCCUGCCCUUCGCCGCCAACAAGGUCACCGCCGAGGACAACGCCAAGCUGUCGCUCGCCCUCGAGAGCAUGCUGUGGUUUGUCUACUCGCGCAUCGACGUCGGGUACUCGCCCGAGCUGCGCGCGGCCGUCGAGAAGGGCAUCAGGGCCCGCGAGGACAAUAUUAAGAAUAAGAGGGGGGGCAGGCCCGAUAAGGCGGCUAAGGAUGUCUUGGCGAGGUCCGCGAGGAAUUUGCGGACGCUGGUUGAUGUUCUCGCUGCUGCUGCUGCUGCUACUGGAAAGUAA
Messenger RNA from Chaetomium globosum CBS 148.51, 5466 nucleotides. RefSeq lists its product as uncharacterized. NCBI's taxonomy places the organism in Eukaryota, Fungi, Ascomycota, Sordariomycetes, Sordariales, Chaetomiaceae. The coding region runs from base 1 to 5466 and encodes 1821 amino acids. The record is from RefSeq and is a predicted model, not a curated record. Gene Ontology annotation, biological process: regulation of DNA-templated transcription; DNA-templated transcription. Gene Ontology annotation, molecular function: DNA-binding transcription factor activity, RNA polymerase II-specific; ATP hydrolysis activity; DNA binding. Gene Ontology annotation, cellular component: membrane. The transcript is spliced from 13 exons.